CCGCAAAUGUAGAGGUUUCGGAUGGAGUUGUACAAGGAACGGAGACGCUACAACGAUUGUAGUAAGGGAGUCUCCUGGAUCGAACCCCAAAAAUGACGUCUGCGGCCAGUAACAUCCAUACAAAUCGUCUGAAAAAAAGUAUUCCAGAGCAACAAACUGCAGUACCUGACAGCACAACAACAAUAGAAAGAGAAAUGUCCGAGUUUUCUUUAGGCCAAGAUGUUUUAGUUAAGCAGAAAGAUGAUCGGUAUUAUUUCGGAACCGUGGUCCAAGUGAAUAGUAUUAGAGAACAGUGUUUAGUGAAAUUUGGAGAUAAUACAUAUAAUUGGUCGUGCUAUAAGGACUUGACCAAGUUGAGUACUUCAGAACAUGAGGACUUGUUAUGUGUCGUUUGUAAAAAAUCUGCUCCAAAGAAUAAACAUGAGAUCAUCGUUUGUGAUAAGUGCGGUAGGGGGUAUCAUCAGAGGUGUCAUCAGUCCGAGAUUCCUGUUAGUUGCCAAAAGGAAGGUUCAACGUGGAUGUGUAAACGGUGUUUAGACAGCGAUCCACACCGACUGAAAAAAAGCGAUCUAAGGCAUCGAAGGGACUCUUUACGUAGCGUUUCAUCUUCGAGCACUCACGAAAUCCAAGCCUCUCCCUCGUCAACUGUAAAAGUAUUACCAUAUGAUCUGAACUCGUUAAACUGGGAUACAUAUCAUAGAGUAAACGUUGAACAAAUCUAUUGUUAUUGUGGGGGAAACGGAGAAUGGUACAAGCAAAUGCUGCAGUGUGGACGGUGUCGGCAAUGGUUUCACGAGAAAUGCCUGGAUUGUCUCCAGUACCCUUUAUAUUGUGGAGACAGGUUCUACGUGUUUGUGUGUUCGAUAUGUAACCAUGGAAAAGAUUUUUUAAGAAGGCUGGAAAUGAAGUGGGUGGAUUUGGUACACCUUAUGCUGUUCAAUUUGACUGCUUAUAAUUGUAAAAAGUAUUAUGAUUUGGAUACAGUUGUCAUUCCGUACAUCCACGAUAACUGGCAUGCUCUUCAGCUACCACCAAAGAUCGCAAACGUUAGUAAGUCUGAACGAAGAGAGAACAUCCUAUCCGUUUUGACAAACAACCGCAACCGCUUUAAAUGCGGCCGGGAGAUAAAGAAACGUACGACGAUAUGGGGACUGCGCGUGCGUCUGCCUCCCCCAGCCCCCUGCGUCACCCUGCCCGUUAGUGGUCUGGUGACAGAGGAGGAGCUGCGCGAGAUGUGGCAAGGAAACAGAAGACUGCAAUUCCUACAGUUAGAUAAAAAUAUACCAAUUAAGAGGGUGAUUCCCACAGACACCCACAUGAAGAGUCUCAUGAUGGGCGUGGCUUACCAACAGAACUCCACGCAUUCCGAGACGGACUCGCCCUGCCCCAGUCCGGAGAUAGGCCGCGAAGAGCCCACAGUAGAAAAUAACUUGAAGAUAGUACAAAAAGCCGAGUUCUUAGGUGCAGGUUGUGCCAAAAAGAGUGUACCCUUUAAGAAAAUGAGUUUACAGCGAAGGAAAAAGUUACUAGCCAUGAAUAAUAGGGAUCGAGACAGGCUCUUGAAGAGGCCCAAACGUAGGGUAACCUGCGAGGGGCUGGGGGACAAAGCCUCGAAGGAGGGGCAACCAAAAAGACUAAGUUUAGAUAGUAAAAAUAAUAAAAGUAGUGAAACACUGCCACCCACCCCUCCGACGUCCGUCAGUGCUCCUCCCACCCCUCCUGCUUCCAAUACAACAUCGAUUAUAUCGGAUUUAAGUAACGACUUUUCGGAAAACUCAAACAACAUGACGAAAGUAAUAAACGUUAAGAAAUCCAGUCUGCUGGACCUGGCGUCCGAGCUGAACACGCCCUGUGACACUUCCGGGGACGAGACAAGUUCCAAAAGUACCCUGGACACGAUCAUACCGCCCCCCAAGGACUUCGAGGGUAAAAACAACCCGUUCCUGGCACUGCUGAAAGUGGUGUCGGAGGACAGGAAGGUGAAGAAGAAGAAGAACAACAAAGAGAUCACCCUGCCAUUGCCUUUAACAGCUGUGAUACCUGGUAAGCCCGUGAUGCGGCCCAUGAAGAGGCAGUUGAGCGAGAAGGAUAUCAUCAUAGGACCCAACGGGCAGGUGAAACGCAAGAGGUUUAGGAGAAGCAGAAAUCUUAACAUUAAUUAUACUGCCGGGCAAACGGCAAGUAAAACGGCUGCCGUGGUGCCCGUUCGACCUGACGCCAAAGAAUGGGGGCAGAGGUCGAGCCAAUCUCAGACUAACUCACCUAUAGGUAACUGCGUGGACUAUGCCCUUAAUGGCCGACGUCUGAGGCAGCGACCGGAGCGGCCUCCCCAAGAGAAAGAGAAGGUGUCGAAUCCCCCCACGCCCAAACCCAGUCCUGUCAAACAGGAACCGGAUAUAAGCAUGGAUGACCUGAAGACUUCCGUCAACAUUUACUUCGGUGCUGCCAACCGCAUAGCCGCGGGAGAGCGGUUCGGGGUGAAGGCGAAGCGUAUCGGCCCUAUGGGCAAGAUGGAGUACUUGAUCGAGUGGGAGGGGCCUAGUAACGGAAUGACCUGAUAUGCGUGUUUCGGUGUUUCUGCUUAUCGUAUUCCAUUUCCAGCCAGUGGGUUAAAGGAUGUUUGGAGAGGCGUAGAUUUUUUUAUUUCGGUCGUUGCGGCGCGUUUACAGCUCAUUGGUACUCGAAACGAGCCGGCAAAGGGGGCAUUAGUUACCUAAUGUAUGUGGUUCCUCGUCCAUGUUUUAAAAAUCUACAGAGAAUUGUAAAGGAUUUGCUUGAAUGUUUCCGCGAAUCAGGUAACGUAGAAAUUAGCUUUGAUAUAC
Messenger RNA from Anoplophora glabripennis (Asian longhorned beetle), 2822 nucleotides. RefSeq names its product polycomb protein Pcl (gene Pcl). The transcript is spliced from 7 exons. Gene Ontology annotation, biological process: regulation of DNA-templated transcription; chromatin organization. Lineage: Eukaryota; Metazoa; Arthropoda; Insecta; Coleoptera; Cerambycidae. Bases 93 to 2558 code for a protein of 821 amino acids. Gene Ontology annotation, molecular function: chromatin binding; DNA binding. The record is from RefSeq and is a predicted model, not a curated record. Gene Ontology annotation, cellular component: nucleus.